Messenger RNA from Drosophila erecta, 1797 nucleotides. RefSeq names its product esterase B1. The record is from RefSeq and is a predicted model, not a curated record. NCBI's taxonomy places the organism in Eukaryota, Metazoa, Arthropoda, Insecta, Diptera, Drosophilidae. The transcript is spliced from 4 exons. The coding region runs from base 40 to 1665 and encodes 541 amino acids.
UCCCCCGCAGUCAAACUGAAGAGUCAGCCGAGAUCGGAAAUGUCUUUCGAAAAUAGUGGAACUUCCCCCGUGGUGCAGACCACACAUGGAAAAGUGCAGGGAACACGAAUGAAGGGGCUUUAUGACAAUGAAUUCUAUGUUUUUGAUGGCAUCCCAUAUGCAGCUCCUCCACUCGGAUCUCUUCGCUUUAAGGAGCCACAAGAUCUUCAACCAUGGACAGGGAUUCGAGAUUGCUCCAAGCCAGCUAGCAAUUGCUUGCAAGUGCCCUCAAUAACAAAUAUGGUUGAGGGUUCAGAGGAUUGUCUGUACUUAAAUAUGACAGUGAAAACGCUGCAAAGCAAGAAGCCUUUACCCCUCAUGGUUUAUAUCCAUGGUGGGCUAUUUAUUCGCGGAGAUCCUUGGAGGAAAACUUGGGGUCCGGACUAUUUUAUGGAAGAGAAUGUUAUUCACAUAAGCAUUGGAUAUCGCUUGGGACUUUUCGGAUUUCUAAGCUUUGCUGACCCCUCGCUAGGUAUUCCUGGAAAUGCUGCCCUCAAGGAUAUCAUCAAGGCCUUUCAUUGGAUUAAGGCGAAUGCACGUAAUUUUAAUGGUGACCCCGAUAGAAUUACCAUCUUUGGCCACAGCUCGGGCAGCAUGACGGUUCAGAUGCUGUUGGCCAGUCCGCAAACGGAAGGGCUCUUCCACAAGGCCAUCCUUUUGGCGGGUUUUUCGAUGGAGGUUAACACUCUGCCACAUUUGGAGUACCGUUUGGCGAAGUGUUUGGGCUACGAGGGAGAUAAUGUCGAUAGCCAGGUUUUGGAGUUCCUAUUGAAGGCUGAUCCGGUGGAGCUCGUUACUGCUGACGUUUUCAGCCCGGAGGAGAAGGCUGAAGGCAUUAGGUUAUCGUUUAAGCCAACCAUUGAGAGGUAUGCUACUCCCAAUGCUGUUUUAUUGGCGGAGCCCAAGGAACUGCUGCGAACCAGUUGGAGCAACCGCAUUCCCAUCAUUUUAGGCGCUAACACUGAUGAGGGACUAAUCAGUAUAGUUGGCUUUAAAACUAAUCCCAAGGUCUUGCAGGGGUUCCGGGACAACCCAGAGAGGGUACUUCCCGCUGUCCUUAAGAGCACCUGCAACUCGGAUCAAAAGCGUGAAAUGGGUAUCAAAAUUCUGGAGUAUUUCUGCCAGGCGAGUGGUGAACAACUUAGCUUGGAUCAUUUCGAUGCUAUAAAAGACAUCUUCACCCACGCUGUCUUUCACUCCCUAUACCGAAUGAUCAAUUCCAGACUGGAGUACGCUCAGGCACCCACUUAUUUUUACCGCUUCGGCUUCGAUUCGCCGGACUACAACUUUUACCGGAUUCGGUACUGGGGAAAGGAGCUGCGCGGAGUUGAUCACGCGGAUGAGCUGGGCUAUAUAUAUGUCCACCCGUCCACUUUUAAAUUGGACAGAUCCCGACCGGAGUUUACCACGAUUUGCCGAAUGAUAUCAAUGCUCGUGCACUUUGCCGCCACCUCGGAUCCCAAUUCACCGCUUACAAAACCCUUUGUGGAUUGGAAGCCACUAAGCUCGGGACCUGCUCGUAUGGUCCUCAGCAUUGACGAGCAACUGAGGUUUAUACCGCAUACCAUGCCUAAGCUAGAGCUCUUUGACCAGCUGUUCGAACAGGCUGGAGUUCCCCUUUUUUAGGCCUUGUUACCCGACCCCUUACUUAACAGUUUUAUUACUGAAUCAUAAAUUGAGCAGGCCAAAGUUUGGAUACGAUGGCCUGCCGAGUUAAUAAAUGUUUGGCCAAAUUUGGGCGUUGCGAAGAACUACUCA